Messenger RNA from Penaeus vannamei (Pacific white shrimp), 986 nucleotides. The record is from RefSeq and is a predicted model, not a curated record. Lineage: Eukaryota; Metazoa; Arthropoda; Malacostraca; Decapoda; Penaeidae.
GCAUUAUCCAUGCUUUCGUGUAGAGCAGCAGCUCCCUAAUCCAAGGGUUAUACCAGUGGUUCUUAAACUGGGUGUCACGGCUCCCUGGGGCAAGGUCUAUCCGUGGGAUGCCGAGGGAAGCAAGGUCCAUAUAAGUACUUAUAAAGAGCUUGGUGGGAAGUGCCUGGGGGUGCCACACGAGUCCAUGGGAAGAUAAAUUUCAUAUCUGUUACUCUGAUUCAUUUGGUAAUUUUAUGUUUGUUAUUUGAGCAAGUAAAUGGUUUAUUUUGUUUCGAGCUCCAGUGAUUCGCGGAACAGGUGGAGGUUCUCAGUACUGCUAAGGUAAACUCGUGCGUGGGGGAGCAAAGGAAAAGGUGCAGGAAGGAGCACGUGAGGUUAGGUUGCCGUCGCAGAAAAGUGUUUGAGAACCAUUGGGAUAACGAUGAACGAGAACUCCAUAUAGAGCAGUUUUCUGUAUAAAAAUAAUCGUAGGCCGGCGUCAGAGCGGUUCCUUUGAUGAGCCCGCGUCCCCAAUCCCAGUAUUCUUAUCCAUCCGUCCACACCCUGCCGCCUCCCUGCCACGCGGCGGCGAGGCACCAUAAGACUUUUACAUUACGGCGUGACAAACGAGGCAAAGGGGGAGGCUGCUGAGGGGCCUGGAUGCUUCCUGACGGAGGAAUGCGGAUGGGAUGGAGGAGGAUCGGGACCGGAAGAAGCUGAAGAGAAGUAGAAUUUGGUAUCGCGACGAUGCCGGCGCUUACACUGGCAUGCCCUCAGACUGGGCACGGAAGAAGGCGCGCGGGAGGCACGACGGCGCGGAGCAAGGAGAGCAGGACGCGGAAGGGCACGGCGCGGCGAACGAGCGAUUUCUUCCGCUCGUGAGCGACGGGCACGGCGAGAAGCCCUUGCCUCCUCUCCUGACGGGGAUGGAUUCCUGGGGUGGCAUGGCGGCGUGGGGAGGCGUCCUCGGGGACGAGGAACACGAAGCCAUGGCCAGCUUGUUGUAA